Messenger RNA from Rhododendron vialii, 828 nucleotides. RefSeq lists its product as uncharacterized. The coding region runs from base 16 to 828 and encodes 270 amino acids. NCBI's taxonomy places the organism in Eukaryota, Viridiplantae, Streptophyta, Magnoliopsida, Ericales, Ericaceae. The record is from RefSeq and is a predicted model, not a curated record. The transcript has 2 exons.
CAAGGGAAUAAUACAAUGGAAGAAAAAGACCGUCAAAAUCCUAUCGACUCUCCCAAGGUGGAUUAUGCGGAGAAGAUAUUACCACAAGAUCCACAGCUUCACUUGUCUCAGAAAACACAGCUUCAUUUGGCUCUGAAAACACAGCUUCACUUGCUUAAGAAAGAAAUAAAUAAUCUCAAGAAACAGAAGAAGCACGCUAGAACUGCAAAAUGUCAAUGGCUUGGAGAGGUUGGAAAGGCUAAAACAAAGGUUGUUGAACUAACCCAGAAACUCAAAACCGUGACUGAGUCAAAGAUCAAGGCAACAGAAGUUGUGCAGAACAAACUAAAAGAAGCAAACGGUGAUAAUCCUGUGGGAAGUGCUGGUGCCCAUAAACAGGACAUGGAAAAUAAAGAAACGAAGUACGUGACCGAAGACAACAGAAUCAUGCUGGAGGAAGCCCAGGAAGGGCUAAAAGUUGCACAAGGGGAACUUGACAAAGCAAUAGCGGCUGAUGCUAAGGCCCGUGAUGAGAUCAAGGUCCUGUCUAAGAGAAAAAAGAAGUUGGCUGCUGAUGUAGCUCAGGCAGAAGCUGUGGAAGCUAGUGAACAUGAGGAAGCACUUAAGAUGUCGAUGAAGACUUGGAAGGUCAGGUGGCCUUCCAAUGACAAGAAGAAGAAAAAAGAUUUUGUGGAUGUCCCAUGGGGCAGUAAUGGGAUAGAAUGUUUGAGGGCAAAAAAAUCGGUGGAUGCAGAACAGAAGAAGAAGCUGGGGGAAUUUGGCCUAGAAAGCGUGAAAGGGGUGAUAGGCCCUGACAAGUUUGUUGGCCAUUUGACCAAACCUAAAUGA